Molecule: messenger RNA, 131 nt
Organism: Entrophospora candida
Lineage: Eukaryota; Fungi; Glomeromycota; Glomeromycetes; Entrophosporales; Entrophosporaceae
Source: the annotation of a GenBank genome assembly
AUGAUAAAUUUAUUGGUGCUAUUGAAAGACAAUGAUACUCAAGAAGGUGGAUCCGAACCUAAAAAUGAUGACAAUGAAAAUUUAUACGUUGGUAAGGGUAAAGAGAAGGCAGUAGAAUUAACAAAUCAAGA